Messenger RNA from Sphenostylis stenocarpa, 1218 nucleotides. The record is from the annotation of a GenBank genome assembly. NCBI's taxonomy places the organism in Eukaryota, Viridiplantae, Streptophyta, Magnoliopsida, Fabales, Fabaceae.
AUGAACAGGCUAUCAAAUUCUCAAUUGGGCCGACAUUGGAAUGUAAAUGGCAGUGCUGUGAUCAGCUGUGACUACUCGCAUGAUGAAUACGAUCUGUGCAGAGUCAACGGGUCAACACUUUUUGAUCCGGCAUCCUCGACAAUAUAUGCCAUGGGUCCUCACACACAGAAUCAAUCCCAUGUCCCUGUGAAAAUCCGACCUUACCCACUUAAAAGUGACAAACUAGCAAUGGCUGCUGUGAAAGAACUCAAUCUCACCGAAGCCCCAACGAAGCUAUCAUGUGGUGUCACACACCGUACCCCUGCACUUGUAUUCAGUGCGGCGGGUUACACCGGAAACUAUUAUCAUGAAAUAAACGAGAAUUUCAUCCCACUCUUCAUCACCAUCACUUCGCUAUUCCCUAAUCAAGAUGUAACACUUUUGGUCACAGAAGGUAAGAGUUGGUGGUUUCAGAAGUACGGUGAGUUAUUAUCGGCGUUGAGUCCCCUCCAUUCGAUCAUCAACGCAAACAACCUAUCAACCGUCCAUUGUUUCCCAUCGGCGACCAUAGGGUUGAUGAAGCAUGGACCCAUGAUGAUAGACCCGAAAUUGUUACCAAACCCUAAAACCCUUUUUGAUUUCCGUGCAUUCCUAGGCAAAGUAUACACCGAAAUUGGUACCCCAUUUAUGCAGCCAAAUGAAAAUGGGAAGCCACGUUUGACAUUGAUAAGUAGAAGGCGCGGUGUGAGCCGUGUGAUUUUGAACGAAGAAGAUGUGAUAAAGGUGGGUGAGGAAAUAGGGUUUAACGUGCAUGUGUUUGAGCCAUCAACAAGCACUCCUAUGGCACAAGUUUAUGGGGUGGUUCAUUCCAGUGAGGUGUUGUUGGGGGUGCAUGGUGCAGGGUUAACAAAUUUUCUGUUGAUGAAGCCAGGAUCAGUGUUGGUUCAAGUGGUGCCCUUUCACCUUGAAUGGGUUUCAGAAACUUACUACAAGAAACCACCCAUCAAGUUAGGGUUGGAAUACGUGGAGUACAAGAUUGAGUUGAACGAAAGCAGCUUGUUAGAGAAAUAUGGUGCUGAUAGCUUGGUGAUCAAGGACCCUGCGGCUUUUCAAAGCAAAUACUCCCAUAAAAGGGUAUAUUGGACGGAGCAAAAUGUUAGGAUCGAUAUAAUCAGAUUUAGAUCUUGUUUGAUAAAAGCUUAUGAGAAGGCCAAAAUAUUUAUGAGCAAAGUUCAUUAG